CAGGCGCCAUAAAGAUUACACAGGACUUUACACAUACAAACGGUGAAUGGUAAUUUCACCGUCCCGUGUUGUCCUUUGCCGUAUUAUUUCUUAAAGCCAAUGCCUUUCCAUGCCUCUGCAUCACAUGAUGAAGGUCGAGCAUUACGAUUAACACUCCUCGUCCCCCUUGGACUUCCUGACGUUUAACCGCGUUGUGCCGCGUUCCAAGGCAUGAUCUCGGAGUUGAAGUUCUUGGUUCCCUGGGGUCAUAUUGCAGCCAAGGCAUGGGGACCACCACAGGGCCGACCUGUGCUCUGCUUACACGGCUGGCUGGACAAUGCAAACACUUUCAGCAGGCUCCUUCCUUUGCUCCCUAAAGACUGCUAUUACAUGGCAGUAGACUUUGGGGGACAUGGGCUGUCAUCCCACCGACCACCUGGGUUUCCAUAUCACUUCAUGGACUACGUGGGAGAUGUACACAGGGUAGUCGAAGCAUUGAAGUGGAAUCGAUUUACCCUCAUGGGCCAUAGUCUAGGUGGAACUGUGGCAGGAAUGUUCUCAUGUAUAUUCCCUGAGAUGGUGGACAAGCUGAUCCUGGUGGAAUCGUAUGGCUUUUUCCCAGCACCUAAGGGUGAUGAGAGGGGCCCAGGAUUAAAUAGACAAAAGAAGCCAAGCUCCCCAUUCACCCCAAAAGAUGCCUCAUCAGUAUUAGAGGAGUAUGAAAGGCUGCUGAAGCCCAAACGGAAGCUGUUUGAGGGUCUGCUGAGUUUUGAGGCAAACAACCAAUAUUCCACUAAAGUGCGUAGCCCCCAAGAGGCACUUCAGAGACUAUUAAAGGCAAACCCACACCUAACAGAAGACAGUGGAAAAAUAUUGCUGCAGCGGGGGACAACUGAAGUGCCAGGAGGUCUGGUCUAUAACAGAGAUAUAAGAAUUACUUUGCACAAUCACAGUUUUGUGACUUUGGACCAAUCUGUGAUCUUCCUGAAAAACAUCCAGGCUGAUGUACUGAUGAUCAUAGCACAAGAUGGGAUUUUUUCCAGUGAGUCUAAGGAUAUGCCAGUUGCGAAACCCCUGCAAGAGGCAUUCAGGACCUUCCUAAAAGAGCGCUACCACUAUGUCGAUGUACCUGGGAAUCACUUUGUCCAUCUGAACGAGCCGGAAGUUGUAGCUGGGAUCAUCAGUGACUUCUUAAGUAAAGGCGAGAGUCUCAAAGCCAGUCUGUAGCCAGCAUCUCCAUCUUUCCCGCUGACUGCCCAGUGGAUGGGUUCUUUUAGGAAGAACCAUCCCUUCCUACUUCUGGAGCAAGGAACAACAUUGCAGCUGAACUUCCUAUAGGACUCUUCCUUUGGGGCAGAGGGAUACCAAGUUGCACUGGAAACAGCUGCAGGAAGCUUGGAUGUCUGUAAACGUUGUGAAGGAUAUGUAGCCACAUCUACUGUUGCCAAGAAUGUGCCUUCAAGCAGAAGUGACAAUUUUGCUGGCUCUCAUAUACUGUUUUUGGUGAAUAUCUUAGCCAGCUUCUUGUUUAAUUAAUGCACACAUGCUCCACAGGAUCCCAUGAGUUACAGCUUGCUGCUAUUUGUACUUUUUUGGCACAAUAGGUGACUUCUGUCUGAAAGCCCCAAUGUUCUAAACAGACAACAGCUGUUUAAU
Gekko japonicus is the source of this 1635-nucleotide messenger RNA. It is a transcript of the gene SERHL2, whose product is annotated as serine hydrolase-like 2. The coding region runs from base 211 to 1206 and encodes 331 amino acids. Lineage: Eukaryota; Metazoa; Chordata; Lepidosauria; Squamata; Gekkonidae. The record is from RefSeq and is a predicted model, not a curated record. The transcript has 13 exons.